Messenger RNA from Pocillopora meandrina, 7945 nucleotides. The record is from the annotation of a GenBank genome assembly. Lineage: Eukaryota; Metazoa; Cnidaria; Anthozoa; Scleractinia; Pocilloporidae.
ACGAACAAAAAAACAAAAAUGGCGCUUCCGACAUUACAACCGUACUGGCUGAAAAACUACAAAAACAGGAAUGAGGGACUCCUUGUUCGGAGAACACAAUUCGAAGCGGAAAGAAGGGAAGCUUGGGAUAAUAACGCACGAUAUUUCAAUAGAUCUAACGUGGAGACUACCAAACAACGAGUGUGGGGAUCAAGAGAAUCUUACGAAGACAGGUGAGAUCUGCAAGGAUAUUGCAAGUUUUAUGACUUGAAUGCGGAAAUACGAACCUUGUUUUUUUAUUUCUGCCCAGAUUGACUAUUUCAUCAGUCAUACUUCAGUCUUUGCCCUUGUAUUUCCUUUAUCUCAUAGAUCCAGUUCUUUGAGAACUGGUAUGUGUCGAUCAUGCAUGGUCAUAUAUUUAUAUAAUCUCCUUGGUAACAUUUCAUGCCAUUUCAACUUUACCACAACAUAAUUCAACACUUAGUCACUCCAGCUUACAUAAAUACGUUAGAGAAAUUUGUAUUCCCUGGGUAGUAUCACAUUCUUUGUGUUGUAUCACAUUCUUUCAAGGGUAUACUUUUCAGUCAAUCACUAGUCGCUGCUUAAGGAAUGUCCUUAGGAUGAACAUCUCAAGUCAUUCAUGUGGUCGUCGAAUUAAAUGAAAUGUCAGACUUUUCAAGGAUGAUUUAAGUCUUCUCCAGGGCCACAUGAGUGAAUGAUAUUUUGUUUUUAACAGCAUGCAAGCACUGGAUGGUUUAUACAAAGAGAACACGAAACAAGAUAAACAGCAAAGAUUAGAUGAGAGGAAAAAAAGACUGUCUGAAAUGUUGUUAAAGGAAACUAAAGAAUAUGAGGUAAGGUGUAAAACAAGCUUAACUAUUUGACUGUAAGGUAAUGUUUUUUUUUGGUUUUCUGUAAUUGAGACUUAAAGUAGAUUUAAACCAAAUCAAUUAUUCGACUCACAGGGUAUUUAAGAGUCUAGUUGGUGGUCAAUUUGAGAGAAAGGAGAAAUAUGAACAUUUGCCAUGAGACUUGGAAAACUGUCAACUCUUUGAUUUUGAUCUUAAAGGUCAUUUGUGUAUUGAACAACCACAAUAGAGCUUUUCAUUUGCUUUUUAAUUGAAUCUCUAGGAAGAGCUUAAGGCAAAAAGACUUGGUGGUGCUGGUAGACUGUUACAGAUGAAAGAGAGGUUUGUAAUGUUAAAAAAGAAAACUUGCUUUGAUCAUCUGUGAUGUUUGUAGUAAACAUGUCUUGCUGUUUAAAGUUGCUUACUAUGUUGUCACUGGAUUAAAUUUUCAUGAAGUGCACUUUUCUUCCCAGGGCUGAUGAGCUAAAAGCUGACAAGGAAGCCAGAAGAAAAGAAGUAUGAGCUUUAUCAUUAUUAUAACUUGGAUAGUGUAUGUUAGGGUUGGGGAAUAAACAUUUGCACAUUAGAUAAGUCAUACACUCAGAUUAAUGACACUUACAAGACAUCAUUCAACAGCAUGAAGUUCCCCCACAAUGCUCCAAGGUAUUGCUUCUGAUUGCAUUAUUUUGUACAGAUAUGUAUACUUAUUUUUUGAUUUAGCUAUGUUUAGCCAUUAUUGUAUUCUGUGCAUGAAUGAGGGUCUCAAGAAACCAAGCGGUAUCAUUUAUUUUUGACGAUGCACUGAUUGAACUUUCUUCUCAGAUUGCUGAACAAAAAUUGUAUGAUCAUUGGAAACAAAAUGCUGUAGAACUUAGAGAGGUGAGCAUUCAUAGUGAUUGUUGAAUGCAGAGAUAUUUAAUCAAUAAAUACUGAUCAUUUUAAUUGGAAAUUCAACAACUUCUUGCACCAUUGUGAUAUUUUUCUGUUGAACAUGGUGAUGGUCUGCUUGUACUGAAGACACAAGAUCAAGUGAUGAUCAUGCUCUUUUUUAUACCCUGUUAUGUAGUUCUCUGGUGAUAAUCUGAUGGCCUUCUCAUUAUACGUUACACAGUACUUCUGAUGCUUCAUUUCCUAUUGAAAAUCCUGGUUAUUUGAUAAUUUAUUGUCUUUUCCAAUCGCCGUCGCUGUAGAUUGAAGCUGACCAGCUCAGAGAACAUGUAGUGAACAGCUGGGCUGGUCAAGUGUCUGACCGGGAAGAGGUAAGGACUGUCAUGUAACUUUGCCUGAAUUUCUAUUCCAACUAAAACAUUUUUUAAAAGUAAUUGUCAGGAAUGGAGCUGAGGAAAAUUUCAGUGGAUGAACAUAUAGCAUCCAGCUGGAUGGGCCUUGAAAGAAAUAGAGAUUAAAAGCAGGUGAUGGAUAGGUAAAUUCCUGAAAAGUCUCAUUCUUUUCUUAUCUCAUUGAAUGGCUCUCCUCUUUUUCAAUUUAGAACUUGAAGUCAGCAAGACAAGAAGACAGAAGGUGUGUGUUAAGUUAAUACUAGUAACUCAAGUCACCAAGUAUUUAAGCUACUUGAAAGUGCACAGUAUUUUUGGUAAGGUGAGGCAAGAACAUAUUCUCAGUUACAUGUAUCAUUAAGCAAUUUUCAAAACUGUCAAAAACAUGAAAUUCAAGUGCAACCAAGGAACAGGUUCACAUGUAAAAUGCGUACUAAUUUUGUUUCCACUUAUUGUUUCACAGAAUGGAUGCUGUUAUGGAAAAAGAUAGGCUACUUGCUCUUGAGAAAGAAAGAGCUAAGGAAGAGGAAAAGAAGAGGUUUAUUUUAAAAUAAUGCUAACCUUAAAUCUAUUUACACUUAUUUCAGGGUUUGUACCCAUCCUGGAAAACCUGAAAAAUCCUGCAAUUUUAUUCUGCAAUUUUCCAGGAUUUUAAAGUCCUAAAGAUUUCAAGAUUUAACGAUUUCAGGUCUUGGAAAGUCCUAAAAUUGCCUAAACUUGAGCAAGAAAGUUGUUGGAAUUUAGGUUAUAAGAAAUGUAUGUAGACCAUAAGGAGAAUUGAUUUUGAAAUCUAGGGAAUGAAAGGGUUUAAGGGGAAAUUUGGAGCCCUGUAAAAAUCAAUGUGUCCUGGAAACAAAAAAAAGAUAAAAGCUGUACCCUCCUUGUAUGUUAGUUACGAGGAGAAAUAAAUGCUGAAGUCUUUUUUAUUUAGUGUUGCCCAAUUCUACAUAUGCUAGAGAUUUUUCUUCCAUCAUUCUAGAACUACAUUCCAUUCUGCAUUUGUAAACACUUCAAUUCCAUAUAACUGUUGUUUGAUCACUUCUCCUUCAGGCAUGAUAAUGUUUAAUUUUUCUUACUUAUUAAUUGUAGAGAACAAGAAAAUCUUGCUGCAGAUCUGAGAAAACAAAUGGAAGAACUUAAACUUAGAGAUGAAGAGGUAUAGUUUGUAAACUGAACUCUUUGUCAUAUUUUCAGUCUAGUGUGGGUAGCCAUCCUACAGUUUUUUCUUUCUGAGGAAGGGGGGAAGAUUUUUCCUUGAAGACUUCUAAAGACAACAUGGAAACCCUGCAAAAACCCUGACCAGCCACGCAGUUUACUUCGAGUGAAAUCAUCCCUUUAGAUGAAUGACUGAUGCAUACAGAUUUAAACUGACCUUUUUUUCCUCGACUAAUUUUACUUCGAGGAGGUCACUGAGCCAAUAAAUGUAUCUAUAAGGCCAAAUCAAGCUGAUAAACCAAAUAUUAAAAUUACAGCAAGGAGGAUUAGAUGAAGUACAUGUACUUGUUGCUAAAUUAAACCCUUCAGUGGAGAAGAAAUACUUUCACCUAUUAUUACCUAGAAAAAAAUAUUUGUUCAAUUAAUCAUUGGUCUUUCCUUUACCGUAUGCAAACAUCCUAUAACAAUGUAAAUGUUAUUGUGUUUAUUGGCAGGCUCAAAUGCUAAAACAGGAACAAGAGGAUUUGCUCAAAGCACAAAGGAGGCUUGAACAGGCAGUAAGUUUUCAUAGUGAGAUUGUUUUAAUUAGAUUGUUUUUAUGGAGACUGUUUGGUGUUAAAAUCAAUAAAGAAAUACAGAGAGUUGAAUUUCAUGGUCAGAUUUUUUGGCUGUUUACUUUGUCCAUUUUACCAGCCCCCAGCUCAUGUGGUUGAUUGAGGAUUGUGUAAUUCGAUAGAUCUACCACUGUAAACAUCUUUAAUGAUCUUUAAAAGUGGUCAAGAUUACUACAACUUCUUGUUUGUUCCUAGGAGGAAGAUCGAAGGCUGCUGGAUGAAGCAAGAAGAAAACGAGAGUUUGGGUGAGUUAACUAAUGAGUUGUAGGGUUGGUCAGUCAGUUUGAUAGUCAACUUGGUCAAUCAGUAUGUAAAUCAAUCAGUCAGUCCACUACUUAUUCAUUCACUGAGUGAAUCAGUCACUCAGUUAGUUAGCCAUUCAAGCAAUUAAUCAGACGGUCAGCCAGUUGACUAAAUCAGUCAGUCAGUUAUUGGGGUCUUUGCUCAGUCAUUCAGUCAAUAAUUCAGUUUGUCAGGUGGUCAAUUGAUUAGUAGGUCAGGCACUCUGUCAGUCUCAAUUUUCAAAAUUUCAAAUACUGGAAACAAGGCACUGGAUUUAGCCUCACAGUCUUCCAUUUUUGUGUGAUGUGUAAAGAUGAUGUUUCAAUCAUGUUCUGAUGGUCAUUUUUUAGGCGUGUCCUGAUUCGUCAACAUAAAGCACAGAUGAAAAGAAAGAGUAAAGAGAUACAAGAGGCCUUGGUAAGAAACGACUGCUCACAAGAAAUUUGAGGGUUUAUCCAAUACAAACAGUGAUCUUCAUGUUUAAAUUUUAAAGUUUGUCCUAUACUCUUAAAAUGAAUUUUUCAAUGACUACAUGAACAUGAAUUUCUAGACUCUGUGUAAUUCAAAUAUGUGACCCUUGGUUUUUGCAGGAGCUGGAUUUGAAGAUUUUAGAAGCAUUGGCUAAGAAGGUAGACAUCUUUUUGGUUUAUCAAAGUGGCUUUUUUUAUGAAAUAGAUUUCAGUUAGUAUAAUUUAUUUUUAUUGACCAGAAAUCAGAAGGUAAGACUCAUUUAAUAAACCUUGCAAGUGGAGAGCUAAUUUUUUUCAUCUCAAUUCUUGUAACAACAGGAAGAUCAAGACAAAAUAGUUGAGACUUCAAGACGAGAGAAAGCCAGAGCUGAUGCAGAAUACAUGAGACAGGUAAUGGAUCUUCAAAUUUAUUUCAAAUGUUUUCCAUGUGCAGAAGUUUGAGAUACAUGUGUCUAUAUUGUUUCUUUUAAAGGUUGUUGAACAACAACUUAAGCUUGAACAACAAAGGGAGGCUGAGUUGGACAUGCUCUACAGGUAAUGAUAACAAUCUCACAUGUAGCCAUCGUUGGCUUGCCCUGAUAUAAAGUUCACAAAAGCUGUGAGAAGGUUUGAAGACUAAUCCUGGAUUGGGAUGGAUUUGUUUAACUUUUCUUUGUGGUGGAGGUUGAUCCAGCCAACUUCCAUCACUCUAUCAACCCAUCAUUAGUAAAAAGAAAACAUCCUUUAUGAAGUUUACACACUAGUCUCUGAUUGUGGACAUUACUGUCCAAUUUUAGACACUAGAGUCCGAAUUUAGACAUUUGUAUAGGAUUUAAGACGCAAGUGUCUGAUUUUAGACAGUACUGUCCAAUGUUAGAAACUAGUGACCAAUUUAGACAUUUAUGUCCGAGUUUAGACACUAGUGUCCGAUUUUAGACACUAAUGUCUGAUAUUAGACUCUAGAGUCUGAUUUUUAGACACUCAAGUCUGAAGUUAGACACUAAUGUUUAAUUUUAUACACUAGUGUCAAAUCAAUGAAUAAGAAAGGAAAAUUUGUUAUCAAUGGUAAUCAAUCAUUUGAUCAGUACUUAAACAUUUAUUCAAGGUUCGUGCACUGGUCUAGUACAGUGCAUAUGUCUUUUUUUCUUUUUCUAUUUAAGAACGUCAACAAUUUUGAAUCUUUAAAAUAUUUAAAACCCCAACUUAGAUUGGAAUUAAAAAUUCAUUCAAAGUGCAAAGUAUUGGACAUAAUGUCCUGCUCUCCUUGGAGUUGAGUGGAUAAAACCUUUAUUGGACCAGACAUUGUCCGUUGACCGCCUGUUUUUCCGAGCCCUGAUACUUUUCACUAUACAUUUCCUAAGGUACUGAGAAGGAAAAUUAGUUUAAUUACGAGCCUCUUUAGUUGGUGAUCAUUUCAUUUAUAUACGUGACCUUAAUGUUUGUUUGAUUCAGGGGGGAUGUUGAAAGGAGAAAUUAGAUGCUAGUCACCCUCAGGGAUUUAAGGGUUGAAGUAUCUUUUAUUAAUCGUAAAUUUGUGAUGUGUAGAGAUGAAGCAGCGCGAAUGUGGACCAAGAGAGAAGCAGAGUGGGAACGGGAAAGACUGGCCCGAGAGAGAUUGAUGGCUGAAGUAAGGAAAACACGUUGUUGUAUACAUCUGUUUUUGAGACUUUUUUUUGAGGCUUGUAUUGUCCUCUGCCAGGUUUUAGACGUUCGCAGAAAACAACUGGAUGACAAAAUGGAGGAGAAUAAACGCCGCCAAGAGGAGUCAAUUGAAAGUCGUGAACAACUGCUGCGAGAAUUGGAGGAAGCUCAGAGAAUGACAGCAAGAGAGAAGAGUGAAGAGGCAAGACUACGGAGGGAACGAGAAGAAGAAAUUCAAGCACAGGUUGAAAUCUGAAAAUACACGUUUGUUUUACUGCUUAUAAUUAACUUCCCACUUUUAUCUUCAUUCACAGAAACCUUCCGUUUUUAUACCUACUUUCUCCCUCCAACACUGUAUUUGUUUUGAUCUUUUGAAAUUGAACAGAUAACUUCACGUAGAGAAAAGGCCAACGAAAUGAAACAAAUUGAAAGAGAAGAGCUAGAAAGGGAAAGGUGAGUGUGAUAGUCAUCAAUAAACUAUUGACGAGUUUCAGUGUUAAUGAAACUUUGUUUCCCCGAAACUCAUGAAAGCUGCCUUUUGUUGAAAUGGGCAGUUGCCUUUUGUCUUUUCGCCAAUUUCAAACGCUUUUGUUGUGGUAUUUUAAGAAGUCUACUGUGGGUGGAAUGUUACGACAAUAGUUUUGCACAUAGCCUCACUGUACGUGUAAAUUGCACUUUUUGUACUAGGCGAGAGAAAGAAGCAUAUGAUAGAAUGUUGAGACACGAGGCAGAUCAUAUGAAAGCGAGAGGACCUCAUGCAAGGGUGAGUAUAACAUGUGCUGUUUCUUAACUACCAGUUGUGCUUACUUUGUGUUACUUCUUACUAUUUGUAUGUACAUUGUCCAACAAAUGGGGGAUGAGAUUUGCUAAACGUAUCAACUAGAUACAAAUCAAUGUGACAUUUUCACCUGAUUGAGGGAUGUGUUGAAAUUGUCUGAAAACUAUGCCCCGUUUGUGCCAAACUUUACCCCGGUUUCUCUAGCGUGAAGCGAUUACGAAUUCUUUUUACACCCCUGGAGGGUAUUCUACUCUAUCUUGUUUUACCCACCCGUCCCUUCGUCAGGUCACUUUAACCUUUUGACCCCUAAGGCUGGCUACCAUCUAAUUUCUCCCUACUAUAUCCCCCUCGGAUCACACAUCAAGGUCACGAGAUUUACGGAAAUGAUCACCAACUAAAGAAGCUGUUGAUAUAUAGACAAAUUCUCCUUGUCAGCACCUAAGAAAAUGUAAAGAGCACAUUAUGGAGAAUAUGCAUACUUAUGUUAGGGUGUGUUCGUAUUUGUUUUUGCAUCCGUAGUUUGUUCCGAGAAGGAGAACAGCAUUUGAAUAGAAUAACCUCCUUCGGAUCAAAUGGAUUGUUACUUCAUCUGUCUGAGGUAACAGCGUAAAUAUGGUUGUAAGGAAGUGUUUUUUAAGUGGUUCGCCGACUUCUUCACAGUUUGUCUCGCAACAGCUUUUGUCACACAAUCAUGAAAUAGUAACCGCUGAAUGAAACAGCAUCAAAGACUGGAAAGGGACGCCAUAACUAUUAACUGUAUCAUACUUGGGCAGAAAUGCACGAGUCAAUAUUUCAUCGAGCAGAACUCAGUAUCACGAUUAGAAGUGUAAAUUUGUCCAAGUUUUGGUUGAUACUAAAAUUUGUAAAGGUAUUAGUUGUAAAUAAUAAAUAAAGAUCAAUGUCGCGGGAGAUUUCUCGAAUG